AUCAUCUCAAUCUAAUGCCUUGCAAGAAUUUGAUGCAUGCAUACUUUGUGAACCAUAAACUUGGUUUGAAUGAUGUAUGGAGAGUGGAUGUUGAUUGGCCUUAUCACACAAACCCCCUCUUAAUGUACUACAGUGUAGAUAUCUUAUACGUGCACACUUGGCCAACAAUAAACCAACAACUUGCAAUAGGAUGUGUGAUGAGCUGUUUGGAUCAGUAAGAUCUCUAAUUUCCUUUAAGACACUGAUACACCAACAAUUAAACCACUCAUCUGAGAUCAGGGGAAACUCUACUUGUCCUGCACGUCAUUCCUGUCGUCCCCCCACCCCAUCACCCACUUACAUUUGCACAUCAAUAAAUAUCUGACCCAAUGAAGGAUGCCUGAAAGCCAGUGAGAUUCAGAAUCUCGAUUGUAUCCCGGACAUCUAAAGUAAUAAAGAGGAGAGGAAAGAUUGGAGCAGCUAGGGCAGACAGGUGGACAAGAUAACGGGAACAAUUGGGCAGGUGAGUGUCUAUGAAUGCACUGACCUUUGACCUGGUUGUGAUCAUCUCCUGGAUGAAUAUCCUUCAUGCAGUAACCUCGGCCAAGCGGGAAACUGCUCCGCAGAUCAGGAAGUUGAAAUCCUCAUGUGGCGGAGGGUCUGAUUGCCCGGUCAGCUUCCCCAAGGCUGAGCUGAAGAAACGCCUCACCCCCAUUGAGUACCAUGUGACUCAGGAGCGAGGAACUGAAAAGGCGUUUUCUGGUAAAUAUGUAAGCAACAAAGAAGAAGGGGUGUACACAUGUGUGGUGUGUGGAAAUCAGCUGUUCUCUUCAGACACAAAGUACGACUCCAAGUCUGGCUGGCCCGCCUUCUAUGACGUCGUCAGUAAAAAGCACAUCACUGUCAAAGAUGACAUGUCUCAUGGAAUUGCACGGGUUGAGGCCAAGUGCGCUGACUGUAACUCGCACAUAGGUCAUGUAUUUGACGACGGCCCGAAGCCCACUGGGCUGAGAUUCUGUGUCAACUCAGCCUCCUUAGACUUCAAGAAACAGACCACUGUGUGACAGUUUGGGGUGGAUUUUAGGAUAAAAAGGUCAUUGCUGCUAGCUGAAGUACUGUCAGGAAAUCAGGGGGAAGGACUUGGCUCGUGGGUCGCAGAAGCCCUCCAUCAUCUUUAUUCUCUUUUUUCAAUGUCUUGGUUUUCUCUAAAAUUUCUCUCUUUUUUUCUAUUUUUUUUUCAAAAUAUAUUGAAAAUUUUGAUUUUAAGCUUUAAUUAAUAAUUAUUUGUCCACAAGUUGAUAGUAUAUUUUGUUACAUCAAAUUGUAAAUAUAUAUUCGAUGAAUUAUUAAUGACCUAGCUUUUUCUUCAUGGUGCUAUUUUUGUCAAAUGUGAUGAACAUGGAGUUGUCUCUCUUUAAAUGUAAUAAAAUGAUAUUCUUCCAAAAUCCUGAUCUGCUAAGCGUAUUGUGCCAUUUGCCAACAGAAGGAAAAUACUAUUUUAUAUUUUGAUGUAUUUUCAUUAUCAAAGCAGUUUUAUGGAUAUUUAUACAGAAAAUGAAACUUACACAACAGUAAAGGCAAUCAGAAUUGUAGCAUGUUGUUUUCUCAUUUUAUACUUGGGUAACUGUCUCUCAUUUUGACCAUUUUGGAAUUUACACUUGCAGUGCAAUCUAGAACAUGAAUAUUAUAUGUUCAUCAAUGAUCAAUACUAACUCUUAUUUUUGUGUGGAAAAUUUUGAUGAUUUUUCUGCUUUAACAUUUGAGUUUAUGGAUCUCGUUUUUAAACACAGUUCAUACUUGUACAGUUUUGUACUUAAAAGUCAUUAAGGUUAUCAUAUAGGAACUUUUUUUAAAAGUUAUUUGUAGCAUUUUUUUAAGCAUAUUGUAUGGAAUUUUUUUUGAAUUAAUAUCAAAUGCAUGUUGACUUUGAUUACUAAUCACUAAAAUCUGUUUGUUAAGUCUAUGUUAAAUCCAUAGUUUGUGACAUUGUGUGUGCUAUUAUAUCUCCGUAUUGUAAUGAAGAUAAAUCAUCUGUGUUUGGAAUUAAUGAAUCAGUGCUGUUUAUUUCUAUACUCUCUGCUUUUUUACUAUGUCUUAUUUUUUAUCAUGUUGUAUGGGCGCUUUCUGAUUUGUUAUUAUGUCAUGUUUUUGUCCUAUGUUGUAUGGGCGCUUUCUGAUUUGUUACUAUGUCAUGUUUUUGUCCUGCGUUGUACAGGGCAUCAGAUUUGGCUUGUGUUGGCCAUGGACAUCUUUGUUUUGUGUUUUCUUGCCAUCAUUGUUAUCAUUGCUAUUCAUGUUGUGGGAUUAGAAAAUGAUAUGGUAAAGUGGUAAAGAUGUAGAGUAUUUUUUUUUUCGAUGGGGGUUUGUGUUUUAUAUUAUAGAAUGUUGUGGAAGACUGUUGGACUUGUUAUUGGUAUUCUAGUAAGAAAUGUUUUCUCGUUUUCUUUUUAACAAUUAGCUCUACGUGUAUUUGGAUUGUUGGUGUUGGUGUUGGGUGAUCUUUCAUUGAAUCAGAAGGGACAAUUAUUCAAAGCAAUCUCUCUCUCUCUCUCUCUCUCUCUCUCUCUCUCUCUCUCUCUCUCCAUGAAAGUCCAAAAUAAUUUUAAAAGUUGUUUGAUUAAAUACUACAUGUAAUUGUUUGAAGGGAGUAUCUUACUGUUUGUUAUGAUAUAAAAUCACUUAGUUGUAGCAGGAAAUGUCUGAUCCAUCAUGGCUGGUGUUUGUUAUGUUUUGUAGCCCUGGUGUAGCUUUAUCAAUGUAUUUUAUUUACCACCAAUCUUAAGCUUUAUCACAAUCACUCCCUCCCCCAGGAAGGGGUCAAUCAGGAAUGCCAACUCUCUAAGUGACAUUUUACAUAUCUUGGAUGCCACAUCCAAAGUCAUGCUCCUCUACAAACUGUGUUACUGAACUCCUGACCAACUGACGUUUGGAUUUAAGUUGAGUUUUGGUGUUUUUUUUCUCCUUUUAAAACCAGGCAUUGGUAUAUAAGAGGAGAAGGAAAUGGUUUUUAUUUUAUCAAUGAGCUUUUUUAAAGUUUUAAUUAAAAGCUUACUUUUUUGUAAUGAUAGACUCUUGUUAUGUUCAUUUUAGAAAAUAAAUGCAAUGUUAGGAUUUUAUUUCUUAAUAUAAUCAGGAUUUGUGUUUGUACCUACAUGUACACGCUGUAGGUAUAUUUUUGAAUAAAUAUAGAUACCUUAUUUAUACUAGUGUAGGGAUAUUUUGAUAUACAUGUAUUGAUAGCAAGUUUUAUGUAUCUACAUGUUUGUAGCUGUGAUAUAUAUAUAGUUGUUUGGGUUUUUUAGAUAAUUUAUUUGUUGUUAUUAGUAUUUAAUUAAAUCUUGAGAUUUUGAAAAAAAAAUUUAAUUUAUGAAUCUCUUUUCUCUUACGUAUUCAGUAUGUCAUGUUCAACUCUAAAUUACACAUUUUGAAGCCAGUUAGAAAUACUGUACAGUGCUCUACAAAAAGUUCAGUUUUAGAUCUCUUGAUGUGACGUUUUUCAUUAUCUGUAUGAACAAAGGUUGCUAGUUUUAUGGAUGACUUCCAAAUUUGUAACCCCACCCGUAUUUUUAACACUUACUCGUUACCUCUGAAGGGUGUGUCUUUUUCAAAUAUCAUCGGCAAUAACAACAUUUUGUUUCUCGUAGUAAUAAAUUGCUUGUUAUUUUUCAA
This is a messenger RNA of Magallana angulata, 3648 nucleotides long. RefSeq names its product peptide methionine sulfoxide reductase MsrB-like. NCBI's taxonomy places the organism in Eukaryota, Metazoa, Mollusca, Bivalvia, Ostreida, Ostreidae. The record is from RefSeq and is a predicted model, not a curated record. The transcript is spliced from 4 exons. Gene Ontology annotation, cellular component: cytoplasm. Bases 513 to 1043 code for a protein of 176 amino acids. Gene Ontology annotation, biological process: response to oxidative stress; protein repair. Gene Ontology annotation, molecular function: peptide-methionine (R)-S-oxide reductase activity.